AUGCCAAAUUUGUAUCGAACAUCAGAUGAUCUUGUUGUAUCUCGUCUCGAAGAUGGAAAACCGACUAAACUCCACCUGGAGAACAUGAAUCUCUUCGCAUCCGGUGCAUUCAGCAAUGUUUAUCGAGGAAUCGCAAUUCUCUCCGAAGGUGGUGGUGAAAAUGGAAAACAGCAAGAAGUUGUGGUGAAGAAGACGUGGCCGAGACAGCGUGGAAGUCCGUUGGAAGUUCGGAUACUCGGAAAAUUGAAUCGAUUAAAACAUAAGAAUAUUGUUCGACUUUUGUAUAGUUAUCAGAAAGAGCAUGAGGGAAAAAUAUGUUUGGCUUUGAUUUUCGAAUAUAUUCCAUUGAAUUUGCAUCAACAUUUGAGAAGUUUGAAUCGGAAAAUCGAUAUUGUUGAGGUGAAAUUGAUGACGUGGCAAUUAUUCCGUGGACAACAUCAUUUACAAAGAGUAGGUUUUUUAUAUGCGACAUUUUAGACGGGGAAGUAAAACAGCGUUGUGGCCGAGUGGUUAGGACUCGCGCCUUGCAUUUGCAAAGCCCGGGGUUCGACCCUCACCCGGCGCUCAACUUUUGUUUUCUUUUUUUUUACAAAGAGUAGGUUUUUAUAUGCGACAUUUUCGCCUGGGAAAAAAAACUGCGCUGUGGCCGAGUGGUUAGCACUCGCGCCUUGCAUUCGCAAGGCCGCGGGUUCGACCCCCACCCGGAGCUCAACUUUUUUAAAUUUUUUUUUUAAUUUUGCCACAUCAGCUCUAAAAACUUAAAGUUUCAGAUGGAAAUUUGCCACCGCGAUAUGAAGCCUCAAAAUCUGUUAUACAACGCUGAUACUGGUCUUCUCAAGAUCACUGAUUUUGGAAGUUCGGCUUUUGAAGCGCGGAAAACACCACAGCCAAGUUAUCAUGUGACAAGAUAUUAUCGACCGCCUGAAUUGCUUUUGGGUUCCAAGAAUUAUGGAUCUGAGAUUGGUGAGUUCUGGAAUACCUGAUCUCAAUGCGCGCCUCCUUCUCAAAGAUGUUCUCUGGGCGCGGCUCCUAGUCAUAGCUGUUCUCUAGGCGCUGCUCCUUGACAAUAUGCUUCUCUAGGCGCGGAUCCUUGUCAGCGAUGUUCUCUAGGCGCGUCUCCUUGUCAAAACGAAUCUCUAGGCGCGACCCCUUGUCAUAAUGGAUCUCUAGGAGCUGCUCCUUGCUAGGGUUGCUCUUAAGGGGCGUCCCCUAGUCAUAGCUGCUCUGUAGGCGCGACUCCUUGUCCUAAUGGCUGUCUAGGCGCGGCUCCUUGUCAGCGUUGCUUUCUAGACGCGGCUCCUUGUUUGAGUGUUGCUCCCUAGGCGCUGCUUCUUGUCAUAGGGAUUCUCUAGGCGCGGAUCCUAGUCAUAGCUGUUCUCUAGGCGUGUCUCCUUGCCUCAUGGUUUCUCUAGGAGCGGCUCCUUGUCAUAGGGAUUCUCUAGGCGUUUUUGCUAGGGUUACUCUCAAGAGGCACCUCCUUGUCGGAGAUGUUCUCUAGACGCUGCUCCUUGUCAGAGAUGUUCUCUAGGCGCAACUCCUUGUCAUAUAUGUUCUCUAGGCGCGGCUCCUUGACAUAGUGACCCUCUAGGUGCGGCUCCUAGUCAGAAAUGUUCUCUAGGCUCGGCCUCUUGUCAAAACGGCUCUCAAGGCGUCCCUCCUCGUCAGAAAUGUUCUCUAGGAGCCGCUCCUUGUCAGAACUGCUCUCUAGGCGCCCCUCCUUGUCAGAGAUGUUACCUAGGCGCGACUCCUUGUCAGAACUGCUUUUUUCAAGCAUCGAGGCCUAUAGAAGCCUAAUUUUUCCAGAAUUUUCUGAAAAUUCCAAACAUUUCCAGAUAUCUGGUCAUGUGGUUGUAUUUUCGGCGAACUUCUAAAAGGUGCAGUUUUCAUGGCUGGUCGAACAAGCAACAAUCAAGCCGAAUUAAUCUUCGAACUUCUUGGUCAACCAACUUCAAAUGAUUUGAAUUCAAUGAAAAUCAGCGAUUCAAAAUAUUCCGAUAUCUGGAAUUCCUAUGAACGAACUGCAAAAGGACCCUUCCCAAAUUUCGAUUUUAUGAUUCAUCCAACAAAUCAAACAAUGAAAGAUCGACGAACUGCUGUGUUCAAUAAUCUGAUCAGCCAAAAAGAUAUGAUCGAAUCGAUUGAUUUGUUGAAGAAAGUGUUGGUUUAUAAUCCAUUUCAGAGAUUGAGUGGAACUGAUUUCCUAAUGGCACCAUAUUUUAUGCAAAUAUUUCAUGAGCAAACGGUUCGAAUGAAUGGAAAAAGAAUCACGUGUUUGAGUGGAGCUGAUUGGCAAAUUGUCAAGAUUGGAGAUAAAACUGUGACGGGGGAAUCUACUUCUGAUAUCUUUUGA
Messenger RNA from Caenorhabditis angaria, 2350 nucleotides. The record is from the annotation of a GenBank genome assembly. NCBI's taxonomy places the organism in Eukaryota, Metazoa, Nematoda, Chromadorea, Rhabditida, Rhabditidae.